Messenger RNA from Megalobrama amblycephala (Wuchang bream), 704 nucleotides. RefSeq names its product gastrula zinc finger protein XlCGF7.1-like. The transcript has a single exon. Gene Ontology annotation, molecular function: DNA-binding transcription factor activity; RNA polymerase II cis-regulatory region sequence-specific DNA binding. Lineage: Eukaryota; Metazoa; Chordata; Actinopteri; Cypriniformes; Xenocyprididae. Gene Ontology annotation, biological process: regulation of transcription by RNA polymerase II. The coding region runs from base 1 to 585 and encodes 194 amino acids. The record is from RefSeq and is a predicted model, not a curated record.
AUGCUGUUGAAAGAGGACAGUCAAGAUCUGAAUGAAAUGGAAGAGAAAGAUCAGUACAAGACACAUCAUGAUUUCAUAACUGAAGAAAAAUCUUUUAGAUGCUCACAGACUGAAAAAACUACCUCACGAAAAAGGUAUCAAAAGUCAGGGACUGUAGGUAAUUUCACAUGCCAUCUGUGUGGACUAAGUUUCAAAAAGCAUGGAAACCUUGAAGUCCACAUGAGAGUUCACACCAGAAGGAAGCUUUACCCCUGCCAAGAGUGUGGAAUAAAUUUCAAUCGAAAAGAACGCCUUAAAGUCCACAUGAGAAUUCACACUGGAGAGAAGCCUUUCACAUGCCAAGAGUGUGGAAUGAGUUUUGCUCAAAAAGGACACAUGAAUGGUCACAUGAGAAUUCACACUGGAGAGAGGCCUUUUACCUGCCAACAGUGUGGAAAAAGUUUCACUCAAAAAUCACACCUGAACAGUCACAUAAGAAUUCACACUGGAGAGAAGCCUUUCAAAUGCCAACAAUGUGGAAUAAGUUUUACUCAAAAAGGACACUUGGACAGACACUUGAUUAUUCACACUGGAGAGAAGCCUUAAAGUGCCCCUAUUAUGGAUUUUUGAAAAUUACCAUGCAGUGUGUAAUGUGGCUGUAUGUGAAUGUAAACAGACCACAAAGCUGUAAAGCGCAUUAUAAAUAAAGUUAUUGUCUGUUAAAA